Molecule: messenger RNA, 1446 nt
Organism: Aspergillus mulundensis
Lineage: Eukaryota; Fungi; Ascomycota; Eurotiomycetes; Eurotiales; Aspergillaceae
Product: alpha/beta hydrolase family protein
Exons: 1
Coding region: 1-1446 (481 amino acids)
Source: RefSeq, a predicted model, not a curated record
AUGCCCCUCCGCCCCUCCUUCAACUUCAACACCAUCCCGCCUCAAUCCCAAAUGCACCUCCUCAGCGCCUCACCCUUCCAAAACUUCGAGCUCACGCGCAUCCUCGGCACCGCGCCAACAGGCGGGUGCGCCGUCGCAGAGCUCCUCGAGGCCAUCGCGCGCAUCCGCAAGCACGACCCGGAGUCCUGGUACAGCCAGUUCCACGCCCUCGCCGUCAAGGCCGAGAGCCAGGCGCACGAGCUCCUGAACAGCGGCCAGCGGCAUGCAGCGCACAGGGCGUUCCUCCGCGCGACGAGCUAUUUCCGCGCGGCGCCGUAUAUGCUUGUCCCGACGCCCUCGCCUCCCGACGUGGACAGACGCGUCCUGCACUGCGCGGAGCGCUCGGCGCUGGCGUUCCAGCAUGCCGCGCGAUAUUCGGACGAGUAUAGCCUCGUUGAUUUUGAGAUCCCGUUUGAGGGGCAUCGGCUGCCGGGAUACCUGCUGCUGCCGCGGCCGUUGCCACUGCCAUCAGCACCUGCGGGUACGUCCACGAGCAGUGUGCGCCACCAUCCCGUCCUCCUGAACAUCGGCGGCGCAGACAGCACGAAGGAAGAACUCUUCUUCAUGCUGGGCGCGCCGGCCCUCAAGCUCGACUACGCCGUGAUUCUCUUCGACGGGCCGGGGCAGGGUCUCGCGCUUAAGCGCGACAAGAUCCCAAUGACGCCUGCGUUUGAGCGCGUCACUGACGCAGUCCUCGAUGCGCUCUGGGACACGGCAGAGCGGCACCCGGAGUACGGGCUUGAUUUGGGCCGCGUCGCGGUGGCGGGGACGAGUCUGGGCGGGCACUUUGCGCUGAGGGCGGCGGCGGGGGAUGGAAAGCGCGGCGCCAGCGCUUCGAGCACGUCCACGUCCACGUCUGAGAAUGAGCAUGAGAGUGCGAAUGCGAAGACGACCGCUGCCCCCCGCAUCGCCGCCUGCGCCGCCGUCGACGCCGUCUACAGCAUGUGGGACGUUGCGGCGACGCGCAUGCCCGGCUGGUACCUGGGCCUCUGGACGAGCGGGUACCUGCCCGAGAGCGUGUUCGACUGGUCGUGCCAGCAGCACAUGGGGCUGGACUUUGCGACGCGGUGGGAGUUCGCGCUCGUCAUGUGGAUUAUGGGCUGCGGCACGCCGGGCGAGGUGCUGCGUGCGUUUCAGCGGUACUCGCUGCGCACGGCCGAGGGCGCGGAGAUGCUGGCGGACGUGCGAUGUCCGGUUCUGCUGACUGGUGCUCCGGAUACGAUCUAUGUGCAUCCGGCGUUGAGCUCGGAGAGGAUCCGGCGCGAGUUGUCGGGCGUUCGGGAGGUGCAGGUUUGGGUUCCUGAGGGCCCGGGGGAGGGCAGUUUGACGGGGAAGGUGGGAGCUUGGGAGGGGCUUGCGGGGAGGGUGUUUGCUUUUUUGGACCGGGUGAUGGGUGUGAGGAGGUGA